Messenger RNA from Funneliformis mosseae, 164 nucleotides. The record is from the annotation of a GenBank genome assembly. Lineage: Eukaryota; Fungi; Glomeromycota; Glomeromycetes; Glomerales; Glomeraceae.
AAGAUCAUGAUGAUAUCAAUUCAUCAUCCACAGGGUCAGAAAUAGAGAGUGAUGAUGAAAUUGAAUUAAUAAAGUUAAUUUUUUUUAUAAAAAAAAAACUUCAAGAUGAGAUUCUAUUACCUGAACAAAAAUGGCGAUUAGGAGCUGUACUUCAAUAUUGUUGA